AUGUCUACCCAUCCUACUUCAUUUGCAAAUAAUGGAGGAACUAUAAAAAAAAAGGGUUGGUUUUUCAAAAGUUUUGCAUUUGAGGCCUUCUUUGCUAAGCAUGUCCGCCACCUUGUUCUGCUCCCUGAAGAUGUUGUUAUUUCUUUGGAGCCAAAUGGCCCAGAAGAAUUGAAGGAGGACAACAUCCCAAAGAAUGAGGUUGUUGUACUCUUUGGUGGAAACACAGUUCCAGGUUUUAUGCCAAUUCCCAGGGAGAGCAUGGUUCUAUCAAGCUUAUGCAUUGAGGAAGAAGGAAGCAGGAACAAGAGGAAGUUUGUAUCUAAGCUUCCUCUAGGAACUCCUACUAAUUCACAUGUGCCGUCUCUUGCGGAGUUUCCAAGAUAUGAAUUAUUAGAGAAAGCACCUAAAGGAGGCACUCUUUUUGAGAUUGACCCAUUGAAGGGCGGGUGUCCUCAGUUUGAUGCGGAACAAAAAAUGGAAACGCCACCAGAUAUAGAUUGGGAGGAUACGAUAACUACUCAACUUCUUGAGCUUUUAACCCAAAAUAUUUCCACAAUUUUUCAGAGCGCAGUCAAGAGGAUUGCCAACUGUGGAUACAGUGAGGAAAUUACUGAAAGGGUUAUCUUGAGAAGUGGCAUUUAUCAUGGUAGCAAAGAUGUUGUCUCAAAUGUUGUCGAUGGUGCCUUGGCUUUAUUGAGUAGGGAAAAGGUUUUCGAUAUCAGUAGACCUGUUGUAUUUGUAGAAUUACCGUUCUUGGUUUAUUACACAUUGCUGGAGAUGGUAUGUGUGCUGAGAGAGGUUAAGCCAGCUUUGCCAGUUGUAGAAGCAAUGUGGUGGCUAUUAAUAUUGGACUUGAACCUCGUACAUGCAUGUGCAAUGAAAGGCUAUCAUCUGUUGUCAAAACCUUUUACCCCAAUUGCUCAAAACUUAAAGUCCAAAGUUCUUGUUGCUAGUGCAACCCCUCAAGAACCUGAGUCUAAAAAUUCACAUGUUUGUCAAGUGGUAAAAGGAAAAGAAAGUUCCACACCUUUUCCAAAAGCAGAGGCUAAAUCGAAAGCAGCAGUUUUAGAAGACAAAUCGGGGGCCGCUCAAAAGGCCCUGAAUUCCAAGAAGGAUUUGCAUUGGCAAAAGACAUAUCAGUUUGAGAAGAACCGCAGAAUUUGUACAGGUAAAAACAUUAAGGCAAACAUGACUGCCUGGGGUAAUUUGGAUUUGGACAAGAAACUGAACUCGUCUUUUUCUGAUGCAACAAAGAAGAGUUCGCACUCUAAAGUAAAAACUUCGGUUAAAUGCAAUCAACCAUUAGAAAAAGCAAGUUUUGAUAGUCCAUGCCCUUCCUCAUCCAUUGCACCUGCAAGGAAAUAUGUUCCUCAAAAUCAACGAGAUGAAACUAUAUUGUUGCGAACUUCCCGUUUGGAGACACUGAAGAAAGAGCUCCAAGGAUGGUUUGAUUGGGCAAAUGAAAAGGUAAUGCAGGCUACCCGGAGGCUUGGCAAGGACAAGGUUGAGCUUAAACUGAUUAGGCAAGAAAAAAAAGAUGCUGAAAAAGUUCACCAGGAAAAGCAAAUACUGGAGGAAAACACCAUGGAGAGGAUUAUGGAGAUAGAGCAAAUGUUGGUAAAUACUAAUUCCAUGAGUGAGACAAUUAAUUCUCUUCUUAACACUUUGGAGAUGGAUAAUGUUGGACUAAAGAAGGAUAUGGAGAUCGUAAUGCUCUCUACCUGUAAGCAUGCUAUGAACGUGAAAAAUGUUUUAGCAAAAGAGCAGGACGCAAUGAAGAAGUGUGAAGCAGCAGACACAGAGAAACGCUCAUUUGAAGAAGAUUUAUCUACUAUCAAGCUAAACAAAACUUCUUUGUAG
This is a messenger RNA of Solanum tuberosum (potato), 1860 nucleotides long. RefSeq names its product putative E3 ubiquitin-protein ligase RF298. The record is from RefSeq and is a predicted model, not a curated record. The transcript has 5 exons. NCBI's taxonomy places the organism in Eukaryota, Viridiplantae, Streptophyta, Magnoliopsida, Solanales, Solanaceae. Bases 1 to 1860 code for a protein of 619 amino acids.